UGAAGAUGAUUAAAAAGUUUGAGGACUCAGAGAAGAGUUGGUUUCAGGAUCAUCCUCAGUUCAAGCAUAUAUUCCACAUGGAUUGUACCCCAACAAGAAAAGUGAUGGAAUUGUGGAUGUUGCUACUUCGUACUAUGCAUACAGGAAAGGGUCGACAAGCUUGGUUUGGGGUAAACGGUGUUCCAAUUAGAUACUCCAUCAGGGAACAUAGCCUCCUCUCUGGUUUAUACUGCCACUCAUAUCCAGAAAACUAUCCGAGCAUAGGGAGGAUGAAGUUUGCGAGAAAGUAUUUUAAGGUGAAGAAGACAAAGGAUGGGAAGGAAAAGGGUCUGCAAGUGACAGAAGUGGAUGUCUUAGAGAAACUUCAGAAGAUGAAGUUUGAUGGUAGUGGUGAUCGUCUGAGGAUGGCGGUUCUUUACUUUCUGGCUAGAGUUUUAAGAGGAAGGUCAAAAAAAGGAUACUUCAUUGAGUAUUUCAUUCUCCAAGCAGCAGAAGAUCUGGAGUUUUGCACCGAAUUUCCAUGGGGCCGUUACACAUUUGAUGAUUGCAUGAAGGAGAUUUUUCAUGUGAGGGAUCAGUUUCGUGAUGGUCUCGCAGAGAAGACACAGUGGGUAUUUCCUGGGUUUAUCAACCCUUUGGAGAUAUUAGCAUUUGAAUGUAUCCCUGUCCUUAGAGAGAGAUUCAGAGAGCCUGUUCCAAACUGUCCUGAUGGUUGUCCAAGAAUGUGCAAAUGGAAGUUCAAGAGGACCGGAACAACAGGAUUUCCACUUGACAAGAUUUAUCGGAUGCUAGGAAACACAAAGGUAAAAGCUUAUAAUAUUUUUAAGUGUUGUUUAUGUCAUUUUCUUCAAGUUCAUAGUUAAUUAAAUGAGUAAUUUGUUGUUGGUCAUAUUUCAGGAGAUUAUCAGUAUUUUAGAACCACAAGGAUAUGAAGCAGACCUUUUGUAUGAAAUAAUGGAUGAAGGGACUUAUGAAGACUUGGAGCUGAUAGGUGAUUCGGAUACGCCAGACAUAGCUGUUGACAGUUGGAACAAGAUCCUACUAGAACCAGGGAGUAAAAUUUUCUGGCCGGAUCUAUUCGAGAUGGAUGUGAGAACCCGAGAGCAACAAGAGCAAGCAGAAGGCGAGGCAGGAGGCGAGGCAGGGGGCGAGGCAAGGGGCGAGGCAGGAGUUGAGGCAGGGGGCGAGGCAGGAGGCGAGGCAGGGGGCGAGGCAGGCCGUGAGAGUGUAAAAGAGUUGGAAUUGAGAUUGAACAAGAGAAUGGAUGACGGAUUUGCAUUGAGGAAUGAAACAAUUCGUCUCUUGGUAGCACGAGUAAAGGAGUUGGAACAAGACAAGAUUCAAAGAGAAAAUUGGUCAUUCCAAUUUGGUGAAUAUGAAACAUGUGAGGCUUCAGGAGGCAAAGGAAGAGGUAAUUGAUUUUAAAAUUUGUUUUGUUUUGUGCUAUCAGUUUAGAUUUGCUUCAGUGAUAUAAAUUGUGUUGUGUGAUGGUGGUGUUGUAAUUUGUUUUGUUGUAGAUGCUGAGGGUGAAGAAGAAGCUGAUAAGGAUGGUAAGAAUAGCGAGUCAGAUGCCGUCACUGCAGCUGUACACACUCCUCUUCCUACUGAGACAACACCUGAAGAUGUUGAGGGUGAGGAAGAGGCUGCGAAAGAGGCUUAUGAGGUCGCUGGCAAUGAGGAUGAAGUAGGUCAGAAGGAGGGCGAGACAGAGGCUGACAAGGAGGGUGAAACUGAGGAAGGCAAGACAGAUGUGGAGGACUCGCCAUCUACUCUUCAAGUGAUGGCAGAAGCUGCGGAGAAACUCGAGAAAGAGGUUGAUGAUAAGGCUGCUGCAGAGAAAGCUGCUGCAGAGAAGGCUGCUGCUGAGUUAGCUGCUGCUGAAAAGGCAGCUAGUGAUAAGGAAAAAGUUGGUGAUCAGAAGGAGACCAGGCCAAAGAGGACCCAUAAACCUUCUCGUCCGCUCAGGUCUCCGUAUCAGAAAAACUAAUAGCUAUUUGGAAUAGCUUUUAAGAACUAAAACUUAUGUUCCAACUAAAACUUAUGACUUAUGUUUCUUUUGAUGCUAAUACUUAUGACUUAUGUUUCUGUUGUGUUAAAACUUAUGACUUAUGUGGAUGUUGUGUUAAAACUUAUGACAUAUGUUUAUGUUCCUGUUUC
Messenger RNA from Brassica napus (rape), 2157 nucleotides. RefSeq lists its product as uncharacterized. Lineage: Eukaryota; Viridiplantae; Streptophyta; Magnoliopsida; Brassicales; Brassicaceae. The coding region runs from base 6 to 863 and encodes 285 amino acids. The transcript has 3 exons. The record is from RefSeq and is a predicted model, not a curated record.